UGGACUUGUACUUUUCAGCGAUGUCGACGCCUCCUCCAGUGGGCAACCUUUCCCCCUCAUCGCCCCCCGUAUCUACCAUCCCAAUCCAUGGCAGUCCCCUCGGACGCCCUGCGCUGUCUUCUCCUGACCUCUCGCGCCUGAGCAACGGCUCGUCCGCCCCAUCGCUCGACUCGAUGGCGCAUCUCCAGCGGGCUGUAGCAUCGACCGUGAAGACGAGAUCGGGAAGUGUGCUGAGCAGGGGCUUCAUCCUCAAGACGGACUACUACCCCUCAGGGAGAGCUCUUGACCUUGACAUCAAUGUGCACGGCGCCCCCAACUUUCGCGCGCCACGCCAGGGAGACCUGAAUGUGUUUGGCACAGCCCAGCCGCGCACGCAGGGUCUUCGAGCUAUCCUCUCCGUUCUCGGGUGCCGCCCGAACAACCCAAACCCCAACCACGUUGUGUGGUUCUCCACUCGUGAAGAGCCAUUGGUGUACAUCUCGGGGCGCCCUUUCGUUCUACGCGAUGCGUCUGAGCCUCGGCGACUGCUUUCGCUAUCAGAUCGUGCCGAGAACCUCGAAGCCAUCGAACUUCGUCUCAAGAACGACAUCUUGCAGGAAGCAACCAGAUACGGUGGCCUCGUGCUCACCCACAAUGAGAUAGCAUCGGACAGUGGCGAGGGGGCCAUCCUACCAACGUGGACGGCCGUAGACGUCAACAACGUGCGCACCUCCCGCGAACUCUGGACGCAGAUGAAGAAUCAAGGAUGGAAUGUGGAUUAUCACCGUAUACCCAUUUCUCCUGACCGGCCGAUCGAAGAUAACUACCUCGAUGCUUACCUGCGCGUCAUCACGCAGACCGACCCCACGAAGACUUCCUUGGUAUUCUCUUGCGGCAUGGGUGCUGUGCGCACGACAUUCGCGAUGGUCGCCGCUUGCCUCGUUCGUCGCAAGCAGGUCAUGGAGAAAGGCUUUGACGACCCUUUUGGCAUCAAGCCGCCUGCGGGACGUCCAGCUUCGAGCACCCCUGUGGGGGCAAGCAUCGCGCGCUCGGGAACACCCAUACAAUCGACUGCGAUGACGCGGGGCGGUGCUACUCCCGAUGGGCGCAGCACGCCUGUGGGAAGUCAAACCACUGAAUCUCGUAUACUUGCUGCGCUGGAGCGCGCAAGUGCACAGCAGGAUACCAACCGCGCGAUCCUGCGCUUGACUUACCUGCUACAGAAUUGCCUUCCAAACCAGAACUCCCAGUCCGCCAUCGAGCUACUCAUGUCGCAGCCGACACUGCUCGAGGACUUGCGCCGCGCGCAUAUGGGUAACUACGGUGUCAUCCUCAGUUUGCUUGGCUGUCUCGACUUCGGUCUGCAGGCGAAGAAAUUGGUGGACAGAGUGAUCGACGCCACCGACCAUGUCACGAACUUGCGAGAAGAUAUUCUGAUCCACCGCCUGCGAUACUCCAUGACGUCUAUGGACGAGGCGAAGGGCGAGAUCUACCUAAGCAAGGCGCGAAGGGCACUGGAGAAAUACUUUUUCUUGGUGGCGUACGCCAGCUUCGUUGAGGAGUCUCCUGUGGACUUCGGGCAGUCGUUCGGUGAUUGGCUUAUGGCGCGGACAGAAAUCUGGAACCAAGUCAAGUUCCUGCGCAAGUCGUCCGGCUCGCGCUUGAAUAUCUUCGCGCCGAUCAGUGACCUGUCGUCGCUCUCGAAGACGCAUUCCGAGAACCGCGCUCUGGUACCAGGACGGAAGAACGAUGUUGCCAUCACUGGCGGGCAAAUUCUGGGCGACGAGUAUUCGAACCAUGUCGUGAAGAACCGCAGUGGCAUCAUUCUGCGCGAGAGCACCCUACUCAAGUCAGACCAAUGGCUCAGCGAGGGCGCUGCCGUCGAGCAUGGUGUCCGGGGCGCAAUCAACUUCCGGCAAGUACCAGGGACGAACAUCUACGCGCUUGGGCAGCCCACCGUUGCGGCCAUUGACGAGGUGGUACAGCGUGUACGCUCUGCGCAUCCGCACACAGAACGCAUUGUCUGGAUUACGCUGCGGGAAGAACCUAUCGUCUACAUCAACGGCAUGCCAUACUGUCUGCGUCGGGAAGGAUUCUCACUGCGGAACAUGAAGGAUUACGGAGGCAUAUCCGCUUCCCGUCUGGAAGUCCUUGAGGAACGCCUACGCGACGAUGUCAUCGCCGAGCUUCAGGCUUUCGGCGGCCAGCUGCUUUUACAUACCGAGACGCCCGAUGGUACCGUCGUCCCCGUCUGGGAGGACGUGCGCGAGGAGGACGUGAUGGUCCUCAAGGAUGUUAUGGCCUCGCGCCCCGAAGUGCACUACGCGCGCGUGCCCAUUACCGCCGAGCGCUCGCCCGACUUCUCUGACUUGUCGCAGCUGAUCGACAUCGUCCUGCGCUGCUCGAGGGACACGCCGCUGGUGGUGAACUGCCAGCUCGGGCGUGGAAGGAGCACGCUGGCGUCUAUUAUCUUGUUGCUCAUCAGGCAAUGGCUGGAUGCGCAUAGGCAGCCGACGACCCCGCAUAAGCCUCGCCGGCAGAUCUCGAUGAUGUCGAUCUCCUCGGAGCAAGCGCCGCAUGAAGCCACGAAGAACAGGCACUCGUACCAGGUUAUCAACAACUUGCUUCGCGUGGUCAGGAGAGGCCCUACGGUCAAGAACAUCGUGGACGACGCGAUCGACCAAUGUGCUGUCAUCUACAAUGUGCGCGACUCCAUUGAGGAAUCACGGUCCCUUGCGGAGCAAGCAUCGGAUGAGAGGCAAAAGCGUCUGCUGGCACAAAGAGGCGUCCACAACUUGCGCAGGUACUUUGAGCUCAUCGUCUUCCAAUCCUACUUGCAGUCCAUCGAACCCGACACGAUGCAGGACUUUGAGAGUAUCGAGACGUUUGUUAAAAGCCGCCCAGUCAUCAAGACUUUCGAGCGGGAACUGCUCGAGGAAGGGGCGAAUGCGCUUAAGCCUCUGGAGCGCUCCGAUGUUACCGAGGACGUCGCCCACCCCGAUGAGGUCCGCCAGGUUGUACUCAAUCGGUCGGGUAGCAUCCUGUCGGCGUCGACCAUCCUGAAGAGCGACUUCUUCUCAAACUUGCAGAAGAUGACUUUACCGGAGCGCAUCGACGGUGCACCGAACUUCCGGCGCGUACCGCUGACGCUAAAGCUGGUAACCUCGGGGUCGAACUCGCCACUGGAGGGCACCGGGUUCGUCACUGGUGUUUUGGAGGACGGCAAGAUGGUCUGCGGGAGCGGGAUGCCAACAGUUCAAGGAUUGCGUCGAGCCCUCCAUAGGAUAGAGGCCGGACCAGAGGGCUCAAACAUGGUCUACUGGACUUCACUGCGGGAGGAGCCUGUGAUCUACGUCGCUGGCAGGCCGCACGUCUUGCGCUUAGUCGAUCGACCACUGGAGAACGUCGAGGCCACAGGAGUAUCCACGGCUGUCGUUGAGGACAUGGAGAACAAGUUUAAGCAAGACAUCCUUACUGAAGUACGCCUCGGCAAUGGUCGUGUCCUCCUCCACGACGAGGUCGAAGAGAGACCGGGCGUCUUCUCCAUCAUUCCCAUCUGGGAAUCUGUCACGGAGGACGACAUCAUGACCCCGCGAGACGUAUUUGACCUAAUGGUCAAGGAGGGCUACAAGAUCAACUAUGGCCGCGUAGCGAUCACCGACGAGCAGGCGCCGCUGCCACAGGCGCUCUUCGAGCUCCUCGAGCGCGUCCGCUCAGGCUACUCCGAGGCGGGCGACUUCGUCUUCAACUGCCAGAUGGGCCGCGGGCGCACGACCUCUGGCAUGGUCACCGCUUGCCUCAUCUCGACGAUUCGGCACUGGGAGCCGGGCGCGGAAGACGCGCUGAUGAAAGAGGAACUGGAGGCGCCGGUGUACGACUCGAUGGACGGACCGUCGGAGGAGGAGGCGUAUCUGCAGGGGGAGUAUAAGACGAUCUUGCAGCUCGUCGGCGUGCUGUCGCAUGGGAAGGCUGCGAAGCGGCUGACGGAUCGGGCGAUUGACUUGAUGCAGGACGUGCAGAAUUUGAGGAAGGCGAUCUAUGACUACAAGCUCAAGACAGAGGCAUGCGAAAAGGGCAGCGGAAAAGAGCGCAAGUUGCGCGACGUGACGAUCAACUACCUGUAUCGCUACGGGACCCUCAUCGUCUUCGCGAACUACCUCAUCGAGAUGAAGGAGACGAGUGCCGGGGUGACUUUCCCCGUAUGGCUGGCUGAACAUCGGGAAAUUACGAAGCUGCUGGGACGCCGCUCGCUGGAUUGAUCGGCCAUUGCGUAUCAUACAAUUUCUCCUGCUGGAUUAUAGCGUACACGCCAUAUAAUUAUAUCUGUUUCUUCGACC
This is a messenger RNA of Schizophyllum commune H4-8, 4316 nucleotides long. RefSeq lists its product as uncharacterized. The record is from RefSeq and is a predicted model, not a curated record. The transcript has 27 exons. NCBI's taxonomy places the organism in Eukaryota, Fungi, Basidiomycota, Agaricomycetes, Agaricales, Schizophyllaceae. Bases 21 to 4238 code for a protein of 1405 amino acids.